This is a messenger RNA of Aphis gossypii (cotton aphid), 1716 nucleotides long. RefSeq lists its product as uncharacterized. The record is from RefSeq and is a predicted model, not a curated record. The coding region runs from base 627 to 1403 and encodes 258 amino acids. The transcript has 7 exons. Lineage: Eukaryota; Metazoa; Arthropoda; Insecta; Hemiptera; Aphididae.
GAAACACAGCUAUUAUAGAUAACAUACUCGAAAAGUCGUCGUAAACUCGUAACUCGUGGUAAAACCAUUAAUCGUAGACACGAAUAGAAUAGUUUUUGAAUAUAAUAUAUUAUUAUUUAUUAUUAUAGUGAUGUGUUCAUGGCCAGAAAUCUAACUUCAAAAAAUUUCUUGUGUACAUAAGUUAAUACCAUCCAUUUUAAUACUUAGAAUAUUAUAGUAUCUAUAUAUUAUAUAUUUUAAAGAACAUUUUUAUGUUUUUUUCUUGGAAAAUCAUUUUUCAUCAAUCAUUUGUGAUAUGAAUGUGUAGGUAUUAUUAGUGUAUCUUGCUUCUAUUAAUAUCUACAAAUUCCACAUUCAAAUUCAUUGCCUGGCCUUAUACGUUGUAAUUAAUAUUAUUUACGUAUGGAAUUUGUUCAAAAUGUUAUUGUAGUUUACCAUAUGAUGUCAUUGAUAUUGUUUGUUACACCACGGUUUUAAUUGUUCAAAAGAACAAUUUUCACUUCAGUUACCAAUUUGUUUUUAAGUCAUGUUAAUGUUAAACACAAUAUUAAAUAUAAAAAUCAAUGAAGUAUAUAUAUUUGCUAUGAAUUAAGAAUUCUCAUUAGUUGAUACCAUCAAUCAUAUAAAUGUGUAUAGGUUAUAACUUAAAUAUGUAUAAUCAAAGGCAACAUUUAAUUGAUCACAAUUAUAUUCAGCGCGAUAAAGAAGAAAUUAACUUUAUAAUUGACCAUGAUUAUGCCUUACCAGUCAUUACACCAGUGCCAUGUAUUGGAAAAGAUGUUAAAGAUAAACCUGAAGAAGCCACUAUCCAAGUGCCACAUAUUGGAAAAGAUGUUAAAGAUGGCCCCGAAGAAGCCACUAUGCUAGUGCCACAUGUUGGAGAAAAUGUUAAAGAUAAACCUGAAGAAGCCACUAUGCCAGUGCCACAUAUUGGAGAAGAUGUUAAAGAUAAACCUGAAGAAGCCAUUGUUGACAUACCAACAAUUUACACAAUCCUCCCUGGCAUUCAACGCAAUACAAAAAUAUAUGUGGAUAAUUUUGGCUAUAAAUAUUAUAAGAAAAAAAAUCAUAUCAAUACCAUAACAUUAAUAUGUGAUCGCCAACGAAACCCUAGUAAACCUAUAUGUUAUGGUAUAGCAUCAAUUAGUAUAGAUGCAACGGAUAAUCGAAUUUCUAUUCGAACUCCUCAUAACCACGAGCCUACAGUCUUUGACUUAAAUGUGCCGAUAUUGAGGUAUGCACUUACUGAAAGGGGACUCGAUCCGAAUAUUACAACAAGAUCUGUUCGGAGUAUUUAUAAUACUGAAAUAAUUUGGCACCGAGAAGCGGCUCAAAAUUACACAUAUACCCAAACUAAAGCAAGAGUAAGAAGGAUGAGAAGAUUACGAAAAUUACAAUGUUGAUUAUUGUUGUUUAUCAAUUUUAUUAGAUUUCAACAGCAUGUAAAUGAUCUCUUGAUUAUGGAUGGUGCGUGCAAAUUCCAAAGAGAAAAGAUAUAACCAGACUGAUUAAGGAAUAUGCACUAUCAGGGAGCCAGUGACUUAUUGAAGUUCUCAUGAAAAACUAUUAAUUAUAUUGAUGGUGUUAUUCAAAAAGUUCCUCCGAAUCCUCUAGCAGUAAUGUUUAUUGACUAUAACAGGCCUUUUUCUAAUAGCUUACAAGCCAUUUAUCCAUUUCAUAUACAAAGUGUUUGUUUGAGGUAUGUGCUUCCAUAAU